Molecule: messenger RNA, 792 nt
Organism: Leptomonas pyrrhocoris
Lineage: Eukaryota; Euglenozoa; Kinetoplastea; Trypanosomatida; Trypanosomatidae
Product: biotin/lipoate protein ligase-like protein
Exons: 1
Coding region: 1-792 (263 amino acids)
Biological process (GO): protein modification process
Cellular component (GO): cytoplasm
Molecular function (GO): biotin--[biotin carboxyl-carrier protein] ligase activity
Source: RefSeq, a predicted model, not a curated record
AUGCCCUCUCUCUUUCCGGUAAACAUCCGCUUCCUCGAGGAGGUCGGCUCCACCAUGGAGGUAGGGCGUGAGAUGAUCGCUGCCGCCGCCGGCAAACCCUUCGGUGUAGUGGCUGGGAUGCAGACGGCGGGGCGUGGGACUGGCGGCCGCACCUGGACCUCCCCAAAAGGCAACAUGUACUUCACCCUCUGCGUUCCCCACAACGAGAAGGCGGCGUGCUUUAAGGAGGAGUUAGUGCCGGUGAUGCCGCUCGUCUGCGGACUCGCCUGCCGCCGUGCGGUGCUGGAGGUGCUGCACCUGGACGCCGCGUCGGCCAGCGCGAGCGUCGCGGCGGAGGCGGCGAAGGCCGUGUCCACCAAGUGGCCGAACGACCUCAUCUUCCGCCACAAAAAGAUCGGCGGCACCCUGAUUGAAAACGAGGAUGGCUAUCUCUUGAUUGGUAUGGGCAUGAACGUGGCGGUCGGGCCGAAGGUGACAGAUGCGGGGCGUGAGGCGACAACCAUCAACGAAAUCGCGGAUGAGUUCGGCGUGAAGCACGUGGACCCGAAGGACCUGGCCAACGCCAUUUGGGUGCACUUCUUCGAUAUCUGCAACGCAGACGGCGUAACGCGUGCGUCCAUCGUGGCCGACUUUGAUAAGGUGAUCGACAAAUCGCUGAAGCUGCACAAGCGCCUCCCGGAUGGCCGCGAUCCGGAGGAGCUGACGGCGGUGUCGCUGAACAGCUGGGGACACCUGACGGUGCGCCACGCUGACGGAAGCACCGAGGACCUCGCUGCGGAGUACCUGUUCUAA